CAUUAUUAUUUUCCCUUAUUUUGUGUAGUUCAAGACACUGAGAGUGGAAGAAUAUCGACUGGCUCUGAAGAAUUUGGAGCUGCACUACCAGGCCUUUGUGCGUGACAGUCAGGGUUCUGAACUCUUCGGGGCGGAUGAUCGCUUGCAAGCCGAAAACAGUUACGGCAAAUCCACUCAGCACUAUGACAAUCUUCUACGCUCUGUUGAACAAGAACCUGUUCUCACCCUAAAGGUCAAUACUGCAGGGGAACAGGAUGAGUCAGUGUGCAAGAGUUACAUUACACAGAUAAAAGACCUGAGGCUGAGGCUGGAAGGCUGCGAGUCCAGCACAGUUAACCGUCUCCGACAGCUGAUCGACAAGGAACCUCUCAAAGCCUGUGCACAGAGGACCACUGAACAGAAGAAAGUGCAGUCUGAGUUGGACGGUAUAAAGAAAGACCUGGACAAGAUGGUGGAGAAGAGUGAAGCAAUGCUGGCCACCUCUCAGCACUCUAGUUCUGCCCCAGUCCUGCGUUCAGAUAUAAACAUCACCCAGAAAAAGAUGGAUCAUGUUUACAGUCUAUCAUCUGUGUACCUGGACAAGCUGAAGACCAUUGACAUGGUAAUCCGCAGUAAACAAGGAGCUGAGGAAAUUCUCAACAAGUAUGAGAACCAGUUGCGAGAUGUGCAGAAAGUCCCUGUUAAUGAGAAAGAGGUUGAAGUCAACCAAACACAGCUCCAGAAAUUACACUCAGAAGCAGAGGGCAAUCAAGCCAUCUUUGACCGCCUGGAUGACGAACUUCAAAGAGCUAUGGCGGUGAACGACCAGAUGUCUCGGCUGCACAGUGAACGUGAUAUAGAGCUGGAGCACUACAAACAGCUGGUGGGCAACCUGAGGGACCGCUGGCAGGCUGUGUUUGCUCAGAUUGAAGUGAGACAGCGAGAACUAGACCUGCUGAGCAGACAGAUGCAGGCCUACAGACAGAGCUAUGACUGGCUUAUUAGCUGGAUAGCAGAUGCCAAGCAGAGGCAGGACAAGCUCCAUGCUGUUCCCAUUGGAGGCAGCAAGGCCCUUCAAGAUCAGCUGGCCCAGGAGAAGAAACUUCUUGAGGAGAUUGAGAAGAACAAAGACAAAAUUGAUGAAUGCCAGAAAUAUGCUAAAGCAUACAUUGAUGCAAUAAAGGAUUAUGAGCUCCCGUUGAUGACAUAUAAAGCCUUAAUGGAGCCUAUUGCUUCCCCUCUGAAGAAAACCAAAAUGGAGUCUGCAUCUGAUGACAUCAUCCAAGAGUAUGUGACUCUAAGAACACGCUACAGUGAACUGAUGACUCUGUCAAGCCAGUAUAUUAAAUUCAUCACUGAGACAAAGCACCGUCUAACAAUUGAAGAGAACGCUGCUGUAAGACUUAAGGAGGAAGAGAGGAAAAAACUGGCCGAGAUGCAGGCCGAGUUAGACAAGCAGAGACAGUUAGCAGAAUCUCAUGCAAAGGCUAUUACUAAAGCAGAACAAGAGGCCAAUGAGCUGAGGAUGAAGAUGAAAGAUGAAGUCGACAAACGACAGGAUGUUGCUGUUGAUGCUGAGAAACAGAAGCACAAUAUCCAGAAAGAGCUGCAUGAGGUUAAAAGCCUUUCAGAGCAGGAAAUCAAGUCUAAAACACAACAGGUAGAGGAGGCCCUCCAAAGCCGCACCAGAAUUGAAGAAGAGAUCCGUAUUAUCCGACUCCAGCUAGAGACGACAACAAAACAAAAAACAACUGCUGAAAUAGAGCUUCAGCAGCUCAGGGACAAAGCAGCAGAGGCUGACAAACUGCGAAAGGCAGCCCAGGAAGAGGCAGAAAAGCUUCGGAAGCAAGUUGCUGAAGAGACUAAGAAAAAACGCAAUGCAGAAGAUGAGCUUAAACUGAAAUCUGAGGCAGAGAAAAUGGCUGCUAUAGAGAAACAAAAGGCCCUUGAGGAUCUGGAGAAAUUUAAGCUGCAAGCUGAGGAAGCUGAGAGACACAUGAAGCAAGCAGAGCUGGAAAAGCAGAGACACAGUCAAGUGGUAGAGGAGGUGGCUAAGAAGACGGCAGCCACUGAGCUUCAGAGUAAACAACUUUCCUUGACAGCAAAGCUGGAAGAGUCACUCAAACAUGAGCAAGUAAUGGUCAUUCAGCUGCAAGAGGAGGCAGAACAUCUGAAAAAGCAGCAAGCCAAUGCAGAUAAGGCAAGAGAGCAGGCUGAGAAGGAACUAGAAACAUGGAGACAGAAGGCCAAUGAAGCACUUCGUCUCCGACUCCAGGCGGAAGAGGAGGCCAAUAAGAAAACUGCAGCUCAGGAGGAGGCAGAAAAACAAAAAGAGGAAGCUAAGCGGGAGGCAAAGAAGAGGGCAAAAGCUGAGGUGGCUGCACUUAAACAGAAAGAGACUGCAGAAAAGGAACUUGAAAAUCAAAGGAAAAAGGCUGAACAAACUGCUCAACAAAAGCUUACAGCAGAACAAGAGCUUAUUCGGUUAAGAGCAGAUUUUGACCAUGCUGAGCAACAGAGAGCUGUCUUGGAUGAUGAGCUCCAGCGCCUCAAAAAUGAAGUCAAUGCUGCUGUUAAACAGAAGAAGGAACUCGAAGAGGAACUGGUCAAAGUUAGGAAGGAGAUGGAAGAGCUUUUGCAGCUAAAAUCCAAAGCUGAGAAAAAGUCUGUGUCAAACACUGAAAAGAGCAAACAACUUCUUGAAUCUGAGGCAGUCAAGAUGAGGGAACUUGCUGAAGAGGCCACUAAACUGAGAUCAGUUGCAGAAGAAGCAAAGAAACAGAGGCAGGUCGCAGAGGAAGAAGCAGCUCACCAGAGAGCAGAGGCUGAAAAGAUCCUCAAAGAAAAGUUAGCAGCUAUCAAUGAUGCAACUCGUCUAAAAACUGAGGCUGAGAUUGCUUUGAAAGAGAAGGAAGCUGAAAAUGAGCAUCUAAAGAGACAAGCAGAAGAGGAGGCUUACCAGAGAAAAGUCCUUGAAGAUCAAGCAGCACACCAUAAGCAAGCGAUUGAAGAAAAGAUUGAUCAGUUGAAGAUGUCCUCAGACAUCGAACUAAACAGGCAAAAGAAAAUUGUAGAAGAAACCUUGAAGCAGAGGAAAGUGGUUGAAGAGGAGAUCCACAUUCUCAAACUCAACUUUGAGAAGGCUUCGACCGGCAAACAAGACCUUGAACUAGAGCUCAACAAACUGAAGAGCAUCGCAGAUGAGACUCAGAAGAGCAAAGCAAAGGCAGAAGAUGAAGCUGAGGAAUUCAGAAAACUUGCUUUGGAGGAAGAGAAAAAAAGGAAAGCGGCAGAGGAGAAGGUGAGAAAAAUCCAAGCUGCAGAAGAAGAGGCAGCAAGACAGCACAAAGCUGCUCAAGAGGAGGUGGAAUGUCUCAUAAAGAAAGCAGAAGAGGCCAAAAAGCAGAAAGAGAAUGCUGAGAAGGAAGCAGAGAAACAGAUCCUUGUAGCCAAAGAGGCCGCACAGAAGUGCUCUGCUGCUGAGCAGAAAGCCCAAGAUGUUCUUCUUCAACAAAAUAAUGAUAGCAUGACACAGGAUAAACUCAAGGAAGAGUUUGAUAAGGCAAAGAAACUGGUACAAGAUGCAGAAAAUGCUAAAGACAAAGCUGAAAAAGAAGCUGCCCUGUUACAGAAGAAAGCAGAGGAAGCAGAGCAUCAGAAAUUGGUAGCUGAGGCUGAAGCUGCCAAACAGGCCAAGGCCCAGGAAGAUGCAGAAAAUUUGAGAAAAGAAGCUGAAAAAGAAGCUUCCAGACGGGCCGAGGCAGAGGCUGCUGCUUUGAAACAAAAACAAGAGGCUGAUGCUAAGAUGGCUAAGUACAAAAAGCUUGCAGAACAAACCAUGGAACAGAAGUCUCAAGUUGAGGGAGAGUUAAAAAAGGUUAAACUGCAACUUGAUGAAACAGACAAACAGAAAUCUAUCCUUGAUGAUGAACUCAAGCGACUCAAAAAAGAGGUCGGUGUUGCUAUGAAGCAGAAAGCUCAAGUAGACGAUGAGCUCUCUAAAGUCAAGAUUCAGAUGGAGGAGUUAAUGAAAUUGAAACUUAAAAUUGAGAAGGAAAAUCAAGAGCUUAUAAAGAAAGAUAAAGACAGUACAAAGAAACUCCUCAAGGAGGAGGCUGAGAACAUGAAAAAAUUGGCGGAGGAGGCAGCAAGACUUAACUUAGAGGCUCAAGAAGCUGCAAGGUUACGGCAAAUUGCAGAGUCUGAUCUUGCCAAACAGAGGGAACUGGCUGACAAGAUGCUUGAAGAGAAAAAGCAGGCCAUCCAGGAGGCAACAAAACUAAAGGCUGAAGCUGAAAAGCUCCAGAAACAAAAAGAUCAGGCACAGUUAGAGGCUCAAAAGCUGCUGGAGGCCAAAAAGGAGAUGCAGCAGCGUCUGCAGCAGGAGACCGAAGUUUUCCAGAAAUCCUUAGAGGCUGAACACAAACGACAAUUAGAGAUUACCACAGAGGCUGAGAAACUAAAGAUCAAGGUGACACAGCUAAGUGAUGCUCAGUCAAAAGCCGAGGAGGAAGCCAAAAAAUUCAAGAAUCAAGCUGAUGAAAUCAAAGCCCGUCUGCAAGGCACAGGAAAACAAACUUCAGAGAAACACACUGUUGUUGAGAAACUGGAAGUGCAGAGAUUGCAGAGCAAAAAAGAGGCUGAUGAUCUGCAUGAAGCAAUCUCAGAACUUGAGAAGGAAAGGGAAAAAUUGAAAAAAGAGGCAGCUGACUUACAAAACCAGUCAAAAGAGAUGGCCAAUGUACAACAAGAACAAUUACUGCAGGAAAAGACUGUCCUCCAGCAAACUUUCUUAGUAGAAAAAGAGACACUGCUGAAAAAGGAGAAGGCCAUUGAGGCAAAGAAAAAGACACUAGAAAAGCAAUUUGAAGAUGAAGUGAAAAAGGCUGAAGCACUGAAAUAUGAACAGGAGCAUCAGAGGAAACAGAUGGAGGAGGAGAGGAGAAAACUCCAGUCUGCCAUGGAUGCUGCUAUCAAAAAACAAAAGGAUGCUGAGGAAGAGAUGCUCAACAAGCAAAAAGAUAUGCAAGAGCUUGAAAAGAAAAGAAUUGAACAAGAGAAACUUCUGGCAGAAGAAAACAAGAACUUACGAGAAAAACUCCAGCAGCUUCAGAGUACACAGAAGCCAUCCCACACCAAGGAAAUUGAGAUCCAAACUGACAGUGUCCCUGAAGAAGAGUUAGUUCAAAUGACCAUGGUAGAAACUACGAAAAAGGUCCUAAAUGGCUCUACAGAAGUAGAUGGUGUGAAAAAAGAUUUAUCUCUGGCUUUUGACGGAAUCAGAGAGAAGGUGCCAGCAAGGAGGCUUUAUGACAUUGGUGUACUGAGCAAAAAAGAAUUUGACAAACUUAAGAAAGGCAAAACAACCGUUCAAGAACUUGCUAAGAAUGACAAAGUCAAGAUGUGCCUAAAAGGUAAUGAUUGCAUAGGUGGUGUAAUAGUUGAACCCAACCAGAAAAUUAGCAUUUAUCAAGCUUUGAAGGACAAUAAGAUCACACAAAGUACAGCUAUGAUGCUUCUCGAAGCUCAGGCUGCAUCUGGUUACAUAAUUGACCCCCUCAAGAACCAGAGAUUCUCUGUCAAUGAAGCUGUGAAGGAUGCCUUGAUUGGACCUGAGUUACACAAUAGACUGCUAUCUGCCGAAAGGGCUGCCACAGGAUAUACUGAUCCUUUCACUGGAAAUAAAAUCUCACUGUUUGAAGCUAUGAAAAAAGGUUUGAUCGCAGACAACCAGGCCAUGAAACUUCUCGAUUCUCAAUAUGCAACUGGUGGAAUAAUCGAUCCAGUAAAUAGCCACCGUGUGCCAGCCCAAACAGCAUGCACACAAGGUCAACUGGAUGAUGACCUAAGAAAAAUUCUGUCCAGUCCUCCUGCUGACAAAAAAGCAUUCAUUGACCCCAACACUCAGGAUAGCCUUACAUAUUCUGAGCUACUGGAGCUAUGCAAACCAGAUCCUGAGACAGGCAUUCCAUUACUACCCAUUACAGGGAAAGCAGCACAAAUCAAAAUAAAUUACACAGAUGAGGAAACCAAAGAUGCAUUUAGUAAAGCAAGCAUAACAGUUCCAUUUGGAAGAUUUAAAGGAAAGACUGUCACUAUCUGGGAGGUCAUAAACUCUGAGUACUUCACUGAAGAUCAGAGAAAGGAUCUAAUCCGUCAAUACAAGAUGGGCAAAAUUACAGUUGAAAAAAUUAUUAGGAUUGUAAUAACUGUUGUGGAGGACAAAGAAAACAAGAAGGAACCUUCCUUUGAUGGUUUAAGAUCAUCAGUGUCUGCAUCUGAACUUCUGGAUGCAAAUAUUAUUAACAAAGAUUUGUUUAAUAAAUUGCACAAUGGCAAAGCUACUCUUAAAGAGGUGUCCGAGCUUGAGCCUGUCAAGAAAGCCCUAAAGGGGACAAACAGUAUUGCCGGGGUGAUCAUUGAGUUGACUAAGGAAAGAAUAUCUUUUUACGAAGCCAUGAAGAAGGACUUUCUCGCAACAGAGACUGCAUUAAAUCUUCUAGAGGCUCAAGCUGGAACAGGCUUCAUAAUUGAUCCUGUGAAAAACCAAAAGCUCACAGUUGAUGAAGCAGUCAAAAGUGGUGUUGUUGGCCCAGAGCUCCAUGAGAAAUUGCUGUCUGCAGAAAGAGCAGUUUGUGGUUACAAAGAUCCAUAUACUGGAAAAACUGUAUCCUUAUUUGAGGCCAUGCAAAAGGAUCUCAUUAAGAAAGACCAAGGUACCCGACUGUUGGCAGCCCAACUUGCAACUGGAGGGAUUAUUGACCCAGAGAAAAGCUACCGCAUCACUCCAGAUAUUGCAUAUAAACGUGGUUACCUAAAUGAAGAGAUAAACAAAAGUUUAAGCUUCCCAUCUGACUUCAGUACAGUAUUUAUUGACCCUAACACACAAGAAAAUGUCAUGUAUGCUGAACUGCUAAAAAGAUGCCUCACUGAUAAACAGACUGGUCUCCCAAUGCUUUUGCUCUCUGAGAAGGCAAUCAAGUCAAAAGAAAAGGAACCACUAUCUGAAAUGCAAAUUAAAGAGGCAUUGAGCCAUUCUACGGUUGAGCUACACAGUGGACUGUUUAAAGGAAGAAAAGUCACCAUUUGGGAGAUCAUAAACUCUGAAUAUUUUACAGAGGAGCAAAGGAUUGAAUUUCUUCGACAGUAUAGAUCAGGACAAGUCACUAUUGAAAAAUUGAUCAAGAUUGUGAUAACAAUAGUGGAUGAAAGCGAAAGGAAGCGACAAGAUAGCUUUGAAGGAUUCAGAGGACCUGUAACUGCCACAUCCUUGUUUGAAUCUAAAAUCAUUGACAAGGAUACAUAUGAUAAGCUCCAACAAGGCAAAAAGAAACCUGCAGAGGUUAGUGAAAUUGACUCCAUAAAAUGCUACUUGCAUUCUGAUUGUAUUGCUGGUGUAUUUGUUGAAAAAACAAAAGAAAAACUAAGCAUUUACCAAGCAAUAAUGCAGAAACUACUGACACAAAAGACAGGUCUAUCCCUGCUGGAGGCCCAAGCAGCUACUGGGUACAUAAUUGAUCCCAUCAGGAAUGAGAAGUUUACCGUGGAUGGUGCUGUAAAGGCUGGUAUUGUUGGUCCAGAACUACAUGAGAAACUACUUUUAGCAGAGAAAGCCGUUACCGGUUACAAAGAUCCAUACACUGGUAGUAAGAUCUCUCUUCUCCAAGCAAUGCAGAAACAGCUUGUUCUAAGAGAACAUGCCAUAACUCUUCUAGAUGCUCAGGAGGCCACUGGAGGAAUUAUUGAUCCAGUAAAUAGCCAUCACCUUCCCAAUGAUAUAGCCAUUCAGCGUGGCUACUUCAGUAAGCAAUUGGCUAAGUCUUUUAAAGACCCCUCAGAUGACAUCAAAAGUUUCACUGACCCCAACAAAGAUGAAAGCGUCACAUACAAACAACUGAAAGAGAGAUGCAUGACUGAUCCAGACUUUGGAAUAUGCCUGCUACCUCUCUCUAAAGCCGAGGCUCCAGAACAAGCUAAAACAUCCUACGUUUACACAGAGGAACAAACACAAACCGACUUAGCUAACACUCAAGUAGAUAUACCACAUGGAAGUUUAGCUGGGAAACAAGUGACAUUAUGGGAAGUCAUGAAUUCAGAUUUGCUUCCAGCAGAGGAAAAACAAAGGCUUCUUGAGCAGUACCGCUCAGGCAAAAUCACAAAAGAGAGAAUGAUCAUAAUUAUAAUUGAAAUCAUUGAACAAAGAGAGAUCAUUAAGACCGAGCAGAGCAUGUCGUGUGAUGUAAUCAGACGGCGGGUUACUAUUGAGGAACUUUACAGAGCUCGUAUUAUAGAUAUUGAAACUUUCAACCUGCUUCAACAAGGCAAGAAAACCAUCCGGGAGGUCAUGGAGAUGCCACAUGUGAAGCAGUACCUCUUUGGAACGGGCAGCAUUGCUGGAGUAAUCUCAGAUAACUUUGCUAAGAUUAGUAUCUACCAAGCUAUGAAGAGAGGUCUCAUCAAGCCUGACAUUGGCAUUGAUCUGUUGGAGGCACAAGCAGCAACAGGGUUUAUCACUGACCCUGUGAAAGAUCAAUUAUUAAUAGUUGACGAAGCUGUCCGCAAGGGUCUUGUUGGCCCAGAGAUUCAUGACAAACUUUUGUCUGCUGAGAGAGCAGUCACAGGUUACAAGGAUCCAUACAGUGGGAAGGUCAUUUCUAUCUUCCAAGCCAUGAAAAAGGACCUUGUGUCUGAAGAUUAUGCCUUGAAGCUUUUAGAGGCCCAGGUAGCAACAGGUGGCCUCAUGGAUCCAGAAUACUACUUCCGCCUCCCAAAUGAUGUUGCCAUGCAACGUGGAUACAUUAACAAAGAAACCAGUGAGAGGAUAUCUGAUCCAAGUGGAGAUGUCAAGCAAUUUACAGACCCAACAACAGAUGAAAAGCUAUCUUAUGCACUACUUCUCAAAAGAUGCAAAGUGGAUAAAGAGAGUGGCUUACGACUAUUGUCUCUGGCAGACAAGAGACUUCUAUUUAAGGGCCUCAGAAAGCAAAUCACCCCAGAUGAGUUGUUGCUCUCUCAGAUAAUUGAUCAGAAGACCUACACAGCGCUGAUGGAAGGUACAGUCUCUGUAGAGGACCUCAGUAAAGACCUGAAGAAAUAUCUUGAAGGCAUCAGCUCUAUUGCAGGUGUGUUUGUAGAGGCAACCAAAGACAGACUAUCAGUCUACCAAGCCAUGAAGAAGAAUAUGAUCAGACCAGGCACCGCAUUUGAACUUCUGGAGGCUCAAGCGGCUACUGGGUAUGUGAUUGAUCCAAUAAAAAAUCAAAAAAUGAAUGUCAAUGAAGCAGUAAAAAUGGGAGUUGUGGGAUCAGAAUUUAAAGACAAGCUUCUCUCUGCUGAACGGGCUGUGACUGGCUACAAAGAUCCAUACUCUGGCAAAGUGAUCUCCCUCUUCCAGGCCAUGAAAAAAGGCCUCAUUCUGAAAGACCAUGGCAUCCGUCUGCUCGAGGCUCAAAUAGCCACAGGUGGAAUCAUUGAUCCUGAGGAAAGUCACCGACUUCCAGUGGAAGUGGCUUACAAACGUGGUCUAUUCGAUGAGGAGAUGAAUGGCAUUCUUACUGAUCCUUCUGACGACACUAAAGGGUUCUUCGAUCCAAACACAGAGGAGAAUUUGACCUACCUCCAGCUCAUGGAGCGGUGCAUUACUGACCCUGAAACGGGACUUUCUCUUUUACUGCUCAAAGAGAAGAAACGGGAAAGAAAGACAUCCUCAAAGUCUUCAGUGCGCAAACGCAGAGUUGUUAUUGUAGAUCCAGAAACAGGAAAAGAAAUGACUGUGUAUGAGGCAUACCGCAAAGGUCUUAUUGACCAUCAAACAUACAUUGAGCUUGCAGAACAAGAGUGCGAAUGGGAGGAAAUUACCACCUCGUCGUCAGAUGGUGUAGUUAAGUCUAUGAUUACUGACAGAAGAUCUGGGCGGCAGUAUGACAUUGAUGAUUCAAUCUCUAAGGGUCUCAUAGACCAAUCAUCUUUGGACCAGUACCGUACUGGAAAUCUUUCCAUCACAGAAUUUGCUGACAUGCUCUCUGGAAAUGUGAGUGGCUUCAGAUCUCGUUCAUCUUCCUUUGGAUCCAACUCAUCCUAUCCAAUGAGCCCCAUUCCCUCCAUCAAGACACCAGCAACAACCUGGAGUGACCCAACAGAGGAAACUGGACCAGUGGCUGGAAUCUUAGAUACAGACACUUUGGAAAAGGUGUCGAUCACAGAGGCUAUACAUCGAAAUCUAGUUGACAACAUCACCGGUCAAAGACUGCUAGAAGCACAAGCAUGCACAGGAGGAAUUAUUGACCCCAACACUGGAGAAAAGUUCUCUGUUGCAGAUGCAAUGAGCAAAGGGCUGGUGGACAAGAUUAUGGUGGAGCGUAUCAACUUGGCUCAGAAAGCUUUUCAGGGAUUUGAGGAUCCAAGAACCAAAACUAAAAUGUCUGCCGCUCAAGCCUUAAAAAAGGGUUGGCUGUACUAUGAAGCUGGUCAACGUUUCCUUGAAGUCCAGUACCUAACAGGUGGAUUAAUUGAACCAGAAGUUGCAGGAAGAGUAUCACUGGAUGAUGCCGUGAUGAAAGGCACUCUAGAUGCACGCACUGCACAGAAACUGAGAGAUGUUAGUGGAUAUUCCAAAUACCUCACCUGCCCCAAAACUAAACUAAAAAUAUCAUACAAGGAUGCCAUGGAGAGAAGCAUGAUUGAGGAAGGAUCUGGCCUGCGUUUGCUAGAGGCUUCCUCCCAGUCAAGUAAAGGUCUUUACAGCCCAUAUAGCAUCAGUGGCUCUGGAUCAACUUCAGGGUCUAGGUCUGGAUCCAGACCUAGUUCAAGAUCAGGCUCUAGAAGGGGAAGUUUUGAUGCUACUGGCUCAGGUUUCUCCACGAGCUUUACUUCAUCCUACAGCCCCACUAGUUAUGGUCGCCGUUAUGAUUCAGGGGCAUAUUGUGGACUUCAAAUGGAUGAGCUAGUGCAGGCCCUUACUGCUCUAGCAUCAGGCAGGAACUGUUGCUAUGAUGACAAGAGAAUAUUCAAAUUAUCACAA
Molecule: messenger RNA, 10999 nt
Organism: Xyrauchen texanus (razorback sucker)
Lineage: Eukaryota; Metazoa; Chordata; Actinopteri; Cypriniformes; Catostomidae
Product: plectin-like
Biological process (GO): hemidesmosome assembly; intermediate filament cytoskeleton organization; wound healing
Cellular component (GO): sarcolemma; focal adhesion; cytoskeleton
Molecular function (GO): cadherin binding; structural constituent of cytoskeleton; structural constituent of muscle
Source: RefSeq, a predicted model, not a curated record